Messenger RNA from Alnus glutinosa, 1913 nucleotides. RefSeq names its product cytochrome P450 CYP82D47-like. Gene Ontology annotation, molecular function: oxidoreductase activity, acting on paired donors, with incorporation or reduction of molecular oxygen; iron ion binding; monooxygenase activity. The transcript is spliced from 2 exons. Bases 26 to 1615 code for a protein of 529 amino acids. Lineage: Eukaryota; Viridiplantae; Streptophyta; Magnoliopsida; Fagales; Betulaceae. The record is from RefSeq and is a predicted model, not a curated record. Gene Ontology annotation, biological process: defense response to other organism.
UCUCUCAAAACCUCUUUACAGAAGUAUGCUAUUUCCUCAAGCAUCCUCUACAACUUUCAUGGCCACUAUCCUCGCCUUUUUUCUCUUCCUCUUCUUUCUAUUAUGGAUACUAAGAAGAGCCCAAAUAACUGCUCGUAAAACAACACUUCCACCCGAAGCUGGUGGCGCCUGGCCUAUCAUUGGCCACCUCCACCAAUUGGGAGGGACAAAACCAACCCAUAUAACAUUGGGUAACAUGGCCGAUAAGUAUGGAUCAAUCUUCACUAUCCGGAUGGGCGUACAUCGUGCUCUGAUAGUGAGCAGUUGGAAGAUAGCUAAAGAGUGCUUCACCACAAAUGACAAAGCCUUUGCCAACCGUCCAAAAGCUAUAGCUACAGAACUCAUGGGCUACGACUAUGCCAUGUUUGUGCUUAGCUCAUACGGUCCUUACUGGCGCCAACUGCGUAAAAUAGCCACCCACGAGGUCCUCUCGAACCACCGUCUUGAGAUGCUCAAAGACACCCUAACGUCUGAGGUAAAUUCAUCUAUGAAAGAGAUAUACAAACUGUGCAGGGUCAACAACAACAGCAACAUGUUGGUAGAGAUGAAGAGAUGGUUUGGGACCACAGCCCUAAAUGUUGUAUUGAGGACGGUUGUAGGGAAGCGAUUUGAUGGGACUGCAACCAAGGAGGAGAAUGAAGCUAACGAUCAUUGCCGGAAGUCAUUAAGAGAUUACUUUGACUUGACUGGUGUGUUUGUGGUAUCAGAUGCGCUUCCAUACCUAAGGUGGUUGGACUUGGGAGGGUACGAGAAGGCCAUGAAACAAACUGCAAAAGAAUUGGAUCAUGUGCUCGAGGGUUGGUUAGAAGAACAUAAGCAAAAGAAAGUUUCCGGUGAGGCAAAGGGACACCAAGACUUUAUGGAUGUGAUGUUGUCUAAUGUUACUGACGAGGAAAAGAUCUCCAAUUACGAUGCUGGUACAAUCACUAAAGCUACAUGUCUGUCCCUUAUCUUAGGGGCCACAGACACAACAACAAUAACAUUGACAUGGGCUCUUUCUCUACUUCUGAACAACCGGAAAGCCCUAAAGAAAGCACAACAAGAGUUAGAUGUCCAGAUUGGCAAGGAGAGACAAGUAAAGCAAUCAGACAUGAAAAACCUGGUCUAUCUCCAAGCAAUCCUCAAAGAAACAAUGCGUUUAUACCCUCCCGGACCGCUCUCUAUCCCGCACGAGUCCUCAGAAGAUUGCACUUUGGCUGGCUACCACAUUCCAGCGGGCACGCGACUCCUUGUUAAUCUUUCAAAGAUCCAACGAGACCCACAUGUGUGGUCUGAUCCAAAUGAAUUUCGGCCAGAAAGAUUCCUUACAACCCAUAAGGAUGUUGAUGUUAGGGGCCAGCAUUUCGAAUUGAUACCAUUUGGUGCCGGUAGAAGAGUGUGCCCGGGAAUCUCGUUUGGGUUGCAAGUUAUGCAACUCACACUUGCCUCCUUGUUGCACGCUUUCGAAAUUGCGACACCGUUAGAUAAGCCCGUGGACAUGACUGAGAAAGUCGGAGUUACCAACCUGAAAAUUACACCACUUGAAGUCCAUCUCACUCCUCGCCUUCCUGCUCAACUAUAUGCAUGGUUUGAUUAGAUAUUCUGUGCAGGGAUUUUUCCCUUAUGUUUUUCUUUUUACAUUUUGGGUAAUUGGGGUUGUACUUUUUUGUCACGUACGUGCAUGGCCAGAAUCAUACGCGAUCAACGAGGCGUAGAAGUGCAGUAGAUCGAAGAACUCAUGGAAUAAGAGGACAUCUCCUGAUGCAGCAGAAUUCUAGAAAAAGAGGAUAUGUCCUCAGUAGUUACCCGAUGUCAGUCAUCUAGCUACUCUGUUUUUAUCACGGUGCAUGUCUUGUAACGCUUAUUUAAAAGAAUUAAUGAAUAAUAUUUUUAAA